AUGGGUAGACGCAGGUAAAAUGUUAUUCAAGCGGGCAAAAACUUACGAGUUGUGUAUAGCGCUAACGGUAUCGUUUCCUAUGUAAUACGUCACAGACGGACUGACUGAGUGCUUUUGGUUGCAAAAAAAUGAACAAGCUUUAGGAGCGUCACCGUGUGGAGGAAUCCGUGCCUGGGUUCAAAUGGGGACACUUUGAACUUCUGCUCUUGCUGUUAGCUAGUUGGCAAGGCGUGAGAGGGAAGGAGCACUUCGGCAGUGAAAUGGCGCGAUUUUCCGAGUCAGAACCCCGGAUUUAUGGCUAUUUGCGAGUCGCGUGUGGACUUCUGGUCCACCUCCUGUGUGCGGGGUUUACGGUGUUCAUCGCAGUGCUGGCCCGACCUGGGAGCAGUUUGUUUUCUUGGCAUCCCCUCCUGAUGACACUGGCGUUCUCCUUAUUCAUGACAGAGGCGCUCCUUCUCUUCUCCCCUGACUGCUCUCCCAUCUGGAAGCUUCCGCACAAGACUAAGGGUCGUUUUCACUGGAUACUGCAAUGCCUCGCCGCCACCUGCGCUGGACUGGGAUUGGCUGCCAUCUGCUACAACAAGCACCUCAACAACAAAUCCCAUUUCACCACAUGGCAUGGCUUGAUUGGCCUGCUGACAGUGUCCUAUGCGGUGCUCCAGUUAGUAGGUGGCAUCCCUCUGCUGUACCACAACCUUGUGAAGGGCUGGUCCUUGGCCAAACUGAAGCGCUACCAUGCAGUCUCGGGGCUGGUGGCAUACGUGCUAGGCAGCAGUAGCCUACUUCUUGGUAUGGGCUCUCUGUGGUUCACAGCAUCUGUUCGUGGCGCUGGCUGGUACCUGGCUGCAGUGACCCCUGUCCUCAGCACCCUACUCAUCAUGAACCAGGUCAACAAUGCCUAUGUGGCCAAGAAACGAUUCCAGUCCUAAUGUACUGUUAUCCCUGAAUGACUACUUAAGGAUUUUUGCAAAAUUUGAAAUGCAUUUUAGUUUGGUCCCAUUGUUUUCCUUACCACAUUAUGAUACUGCUGACCCUUCAGAGUAACAUCUCAAAGCUUAAAGCAGCUGACCUGUAUCUGUACUCUAGGUGCUCAUGACCUUUACCACAUCUGUUAUUGAGGAUUUCACUGUGUAUUACUGACACUCUGAAGAAAAAAAAACAUGUACACACACCAAAACAAAAUAGAGAGGCGGAAAACAAUUGAGAAGCCAGCAUAAAAUGGAACAUUUUCUUCUAAUGAAUAUUCCUGAAAGAACUGCAUGUUAGGAUCAGAGUGAUAAGGAGAGUAUACCUUGAAGUACUAAAAUUCCUACUCGUCUUUACAUUGUGUGCAUGUGUGUGUGAGAGAGAGAUCAAGUAUUAUCAUACCUACAUCCAAGUACAGUCCAAAUCCUCAGGUGACUCAAAGUAAUGAUUGAGAGGUAAUGCACAGUAUCAGCUGGAGAGGAUGGUGGAAGGUAAGCAGUGACACUGAAAUUAAACUCUCUAAAUAACUGUAAAUAUUUAUUCAUCCAGAUGGACAUGUACUG
Molecule: messenger RNA, 1529 nt
Organism: Megalops cyprinoides (Indo-Pacific tarpon)
Lineage: Eukaryota; Metazoa; Chordata; Actinopteri; Elopiformes; Megalopidae
Gene: cyb561d2
Product: cytochrome b561 domain-containing protein 2
Exons: 4
Coding region: 261-929 (222 amino acids)
Cellular component (GO): endoplasmic reticulum
Molecular function (GO): transmembrane monodehydroascorbate reductase activity
Source: RefSeq, a predicted model, not a curated record